Molecule: messenger RNA, 1953 nt
Organism: Drosophila takahashii
Lineage: Eukaryota; Metazoa; Arthropoda; Insecta; Diptera; Drosophilidae
Gene: Vps33B
Product: vacuolar protein sorting 33B
Biological process (GO): intracellular protein transport; vesicle-mediated transport
Cellular component (GO): vacuole; CORVET complex
Source: RefSeq, a predicted model, not a curated record
UUCUGUUGUUUGGCUAACAAUGGAUUUGACGCUGGACAAAAAGCUGCAGGGAUUCCAGUUGGUGGCCCAGGAAAAGCUGUGCUCUAUACUAUGUUCGAUACCUGGAAAAAAGGAGUUGAUUUUGGAGCCCGACUUGAUAAAGCCACUGGAACAUGUCGUCACGGCCUCUUGGUUGAAACUGAAGGGCAUUCAGAGGAUCUACAAACACGAUGCGGCGCAGUCUUUACCCCGAUCCGCGGAUCAGGUGCACAUCUAUAUGAUCCGCAGUGUUUUGGGAACCUUUCAGACGUUACUCAAGCAAUUGCAACCCGUGGCCUUGGAGGAGAUGCCGGACAUAUCCCUGAAGAUGUACCACAUAGUCUGUGUGCCCAGUUGCUAUUCCUAUUUCCAAACGCUCCUCGAACAAGCCGGUCUUUAUGGGCUGGUGGAACUUUAUCAUUUCAACUGGGAUUUCAUUUACUUUGAUCAGGGAGUUCUCAGCUUGGAGCUGCCCAAUCUCUAUGAAUGCCUCUACCUCCAGGGAAACACAUCUCCCUUGCCUUCGGCGGCCCAAAGCCUGCGUUUGCUUCAGAUGAUCUGCGGGCAACCCUCUGUGAUCCUGAGCUUUGGCAGAAACUCCUCCCAAUUGCUGCAGAUGCUGAAGGCCCUGGGCAAGCUGCCGGAAUCCACGAAUCCUCCGGAUUACGGCGGUUGGCUUAUAAUUGAUAGGGAUAAGGAUUACCCUGCCAGUUUGCUAACGCCAGCCAUUUAUGCGGGUCUUCUCUUAGAGGUCUUCCAGCUGCGUUCCGGUGAAAUCCUAGUGGACAAUUCAACGAACAAGAUAAGCAGCCAGCGGGUGGAGCUGCUGCAGGGAAAGAAGGGGAAAGGAGUACCUAGCGCGGCCAGCAAACCUUGCUCCAUUCGCCUGAACUCCUCCUCCGAUGAGAUUUACGGCGAUAAUCGCUACAAGAGGUUCGCCCAGGUCAGCAGUUUGAUUCACGCACAAGUCAAGGCCUUGGGCUUGGAACUACAGAAGCUCAACGACAUGCAGCUGGAGGAGAUGCACGACUAUGUGGCCAGAAAGCUGCCCAAACUCACGGAGCUAAAGAGCAAAGUCCUGCGACAUCUGAAUGCCAGCGAGAUUGUGAUCCAAAUGAUGGGCAACUUUAGGAGGCUGCAAACUCUGGAGGAGGACAUACUGAAUAAUGUUUCCAGGAAGCGAUUGCUGGGCGAGAUCGAUGAGCUGAUGACCACCGAUGGUCAGCGGUUCAAUACGCUACGCCUGCUGUGCCUUUUGCAUCAUUGUGUGGGCGUGGCGCCCGAGGAGCUGCAGAUCUUUGCGAGGAACUACUGCAAUCUGUUUGGCCACCGGGAAUUGGGUGUUUUUCAGCAGUUGUCGCAGGCGGGAUUGCUUCCUCCGCUUCUGGCGGAGAAGAAGGCGGCGCCAACCAAGCUGCUGGCCAAUCUGCCGCUGCCCAAAUUCCAGCAAACCGAGUUCCAGGCCAAUGCCAAUCGGCUGAAGCUUCUCACCUCCAGCGGCGAUGGACAGGAUGGAGGUUCCACGUCGAAAAACCAAGCUGCUGGCCUGCAAUCCUGUCCCAGUUUUGUGUUCAACGGCACCUACAUCCCCUUGGUGGCGCAACUGUGCUCUAUAUUGUUAAAAACCAAUAGUGCCGAGGAGUUAUCCGCGAAGCUGGGCAUGAUUGAGGGUUUGCUAUUGCAUCUGGAUGGUGGAAAAACCACGCCGAAGGCUUUUGCCAACCUGCUGAAGGUGAAUGGAGGGGCUGCAGAUCAGGACGUGUUCCCAUUGCGCCUGAGGAAUCUCUUUGUUUUCGUUGUGGGAGGCGCGAGUUAUGCGGAAAUUGCGGCCUGCGAUUUUGUGGCCAAGCUGACGGGCGCCCAAAUAACCGUGGCAUCUGACUCUCUAAUGGCGGGCAGCGAUCUAAUUGCCACCGCUUUCAAUCAUUGACCAUG